AUGCAUUCUACAUUCGUAUUUCUAUUACUAUCGACUGCAGUACUAGUUACUACUGCUGAUUAUUCUUUAACUAUCCUGCACACUAAUGACGUGCACGCUCGAUUCGUUGAAGCAAACAGAUUUGGUGGGAGUUGCAGCAGCUCAGAUGCACAGAGUGGAAAAUGUUUUGGUGGUGUUGCAAGACGUGCAACUAUGAUCAAUCAAAUUAAAAGUCAAAGAUCAAACGUCUUGCUAUUAGACGGUGGGGAUCAAUUUCAAGGCACAUUAUGGUUUUAUGUCUACAAAGGAUCUGCUGCAAGUUAUUUUAUGAAUAAGCUUGGAUACUCAGCUAUGGCACUUGGAAAUCAUGAAUUCGAUAAUGGCGUGCCUGGUUUAAUACCUUUCUUAGAAAAUGUAACCUUUCCGGUUCUAUGUGCUAACGUUGAUGGCAGUAAAGUCCCUCAGUUCAGCUCCAAAGUCAAUAAAUCGACUAUUUUCAACGUAAAUGGUCAAAAUAUUGGUGUUAUCGGGUAUAUCACAUCUGAAACACCGGAUGUUUCCAACCCUGGCACCGAUUUAGUUUUUAGCGAUGAAGUUAAAGCAGUUCAAGCGGAAGCUACUAGAUUGACUAACAUGGGAAUUAAAAUUAUUAUUGCUGUGGGACAUGCUGGCUUCACAAAAGACAAAGAAAUUGCAGAUAAGGUCGUCGGUGUAGACAUCGUGGUUGGUGGUCACACAAAUACCUUUUUAUACACCGGAACACCACCUUCAAAUGAAAUCCCACUGGACUCAUAUCCAACCGUUAUCAAUCCAAGUUAUGACACAAAUAGGAAGGUUUUGGUUGUACAAGAUUUCUACUUCGGCAAAUACCUCGGUGACUUACAAACUGUUUUCGAUGACGACGGUGAGGUUAAAUCCUUUGGGGGUAACCCAAUUUUGCUAAAUAGCUCAGUUGCUAUGGACCCUACUAUUAAAGGUUACGUCGAUGAAUUUAGUAAAGCCAUCAUAGCUCAAGGUAAACAAGAAAUUGGCAAGACCUACGUAUUUUUAGACGGCCAGAGAACAACUAUUCGUCUCAGAGAAUCCAAUUUGGGCAAUCUGUUUACUGAUGCUAUGGUUCAUCAAUACUUAAGAAACCCAAGCUCGACGGCGUGGAAUGAUGUUGGUAUUGCGUUAUGUAAUGGCGGAGGUAUUCGAAAUCCCAUUGACGUAACCAGACCACCAGGUAUUGUUACGAUGGAGGAUAUUUUAACUGUUUUACCGUUCCGAAAUACCGUCGAUGUCAUCGAACUGCAAGGAAUAUUUCUAAGACAAGCCUUAGAAUUAUCUGUUAGAGAUUACAACCCUGUCGAUGCUCAUGGGCGAUUCUUGCAAAUGUCAGGUGUACGGGUUGUUUAUGAUUUAAGUAAACCACCUCUAAGUCGGGUUACUAAAGCGGAAGUACGUUGUACAAACUGCACCGUACCUGUAUUCGUUCCACUUGAUGACAAAAAAUUCUACAAGAUGGUUAUUUCUUCUUUUAUGGCUAACGGUGGUGAUGGCUAUACCAUGUUCCGCGAUAACAGAACAUCUUUAGUUUUAACUGGAUUCUUGGAUAGCGAUGUUCUUGUUACUUAUUUUAAUAAACUAUCUCCAAUAAGUAUUGGUAUUGAAGGACGUAUUCGAUUUAUGAACGAAACCGGUACAUCAAAUCCCCCAACUAACCAGCCCUGCAUUAAUUCUGCCUCUGUCGCUUAUCUUAUGAGUAACAUGAUAAUUCUCUUAAUCUCGAUUAUAUCGCUGUUGAUAUUGUAG
This is a messenger RNA of Trichoplax adhaerens, 1773 nucleotides long. RefSeq lists its product as uncharacterized. Gene Ontology annotation, biological process: nucleotide catabolic process. The record is from RefSeq and is a predicted model, not a curated record. NCBI's taxonomy places the organism in Eukaryota, Metazoa, Placozoa, Uniplacotomia, Trichoplacea, Trichoplacidae. Bases 1 to 1773 code for a protein of 590 amino acids. Gene Ontology annotation, molecular function: metal ion binding; nucleotide binding; hydrolase activity, acting on ester bonds. The transcript has 7 exons.